This is a messenger RNA of Alosa sapidissima (American shad), 10491 nucleotides long. It is a transcript of the gene mical3a, whose product is annotated as microtubule associated monooxygenase, calponin and LIM domain containing 3a. Gene Ontology annotation, molecular function: protein binding; FAD binding. Lineage: Eukaryota; Metazoa; Chordata; Actinopteri; Clupeiformes; Clupeidae. The record is from RefSeq and is a predicted model, not a curated record. The coding region runs from base 487 to 8034 and encodes 2515 amino acids. The transcript is spliced from 44 exons.
UGAAGCACUGAUGCAGCGUCAUCCUUAAGGGGUGGAGCCCACUCCCCCUCAACCAACCCCCUGCCCACCCCCCCCCCCCCCCAACCCUGCCAAUCCUCCUGCCUGAUGCAUCCAAUGGCGUAAAAGAGAAUCCAUCCGGUAACCAUGGCAACUUGCACCGGUUCAGGUUGCAUGUCGUCGUGGUGAGAGAAGGAAGAAAGGGAGUGCAGAGAGAGAGAGAAGGAAGAAAGGGAGUGCAGAGAGAGAGAGAGACGGUAAAGAGAAGAGAGUGUGUGAAGAAGAGGAGGAGAGAUAAAAGAAAAAAAGAGAUACCACUGGAUAAUUUCACCUCGCGGUCAUUUGCAGAUCCUUCCUUCAUGAGGAUGAGUGAAGCCGGGAGCUAAUCACAACCCCCCCUCGCGCUCAGACUCACUGAGUGACCCCUCCUUCCUGUCCCACGAUCCCUGGCGGGCCGUCGGGGGUGUGUGUGUGGGAGGGGGGAUCGCCAUGGCGGACCGUGGAGGGGGGCCAGGUGUGGGGGUAGGCGGGGUUGGUGGUGGCGUGCAGGUGAACCUCUCCCAUGUGCUGUUUGACCGCUUCGUCCAGGCCAGCACCUGCAAAGGCACGCUGAAGGCCUUCCAGGAGCUGUGUGACCAUGUGCAGCUCAAGCCUACUGAAUCGCGCAUCUUCUACCACAAGCUCAAGUCCAAGCUCAACUACUGGAAGGCCAAAGCUCUGUGGGCCAAGCUGGACAAGAGGGCCUCGCAGAAGGACUACAAGAAGGGGCGUGCCUGCGCCAACUCCAGGUGUGUGAUCAUUGGUGCGGGUCCCUGUGGGCUGCGGACGGCCAUUGAGCUGGCCUUCCUGGGAGCCAAAGUGGUACUGCUGGAGAAGAGGGACGCCUUCUCCCGCAACAACGUGCUGCAUCUCUGGCCCUACACCAUCCAGGACCUCAGGGGACUCGGCGCCAAGAAGUUCUACGGGAAAUUCUGUGCCGGCUCCAUCGACCAUAUCAGUAUUCGUCAGCUGCAGCUGAUGCUGUUGAAGGUGGCUCUGCUGCUGGGAAUUGAGAUCCAUGUGAAUGUGGAGUUUAAGGGCCUCAUCGAGCCACCGGAGGACCAGGAGAAUGAGAGGAUAGGCUGGAGGGCAGAGGUGCACCCCAGGACUCAUCCGGUGAAUGAGCUGGAGUUUGACGUUAUCAUCGGAGCUGAUGGGAGAAGAAACACUCUCGCAGGCUUCCGCAGGAAGGAGUUCCGGGGGAAGCUGGCCAUCGCCAUCACGGCCAACUUCAUCAACCGGAACACCACGGCUGAGGCCAGUGUGGAGGAGAUCAGUGGUGUGGCCUUCAUAUUUAAUCAGAAGUUCUUCCAGGAUCUACGGGAGGCCACAGGGAUUGACCUGGAGAAUAUCGUCUACUAUAAGGACGACACGCACUACUUCGUCAUGACUGCCAAGAAGCAGAGUCUGCUGGAGAAAGGAGUGAUCCUGCACGACUACGCAGACACGGAGAUGCUGCUGUCGCGGGCCAACGUGGACCAGGCGGCGCUACUGUCGUACGCUCGCGAGGCGGCCGACUUCUCCACCAACCAACGGCUGCCCGCGCUGGACUUCGCCAUCAACCACUAUGGCCAGCCGGACGUGGCCAUGUUCGACUUCACCUGCAUGUACGCCUCGGAGAACGCCGCACUGGUGCGCCAGCGCCACGGACACCAGCUGCUAGUGGCCUUGGUCGGAGACAGUCUGCUGGAGCCCUUCUGGCCCAUGGGCACUGGUAUUGCCCGAGGGUUCCUGGCCGCCAUGGACUCCGCCUGGAUGGUGCGCAGCUGGGCACAGGGCAAGACCCCCCUGGAGGUGCUUGCCGAGAGGGAGAGUAUCUAUCGCCUCCUGCCUCAGACCACGCCUGAGAAUGUGAGCAAGAACUUCAGCCAGUACAGUGUUGACCCUACCACCCGCUACCCCAACAUCAGCCUCCACCUGAUGCGACCCAACCAGGUGCGGCACCUCAUCGACACCGGCGAAUCCAAGGAGACGCUCCGCAUCGACAUGGAGAAUGUGGUCAACGCCUCCACGCCCAAACUGAGUCGUAACGAGCUGAGGCUGUUUGAGCAGCAGUUGCAAGAGUCAGUGGCGCGCUCCAGCAAGCUGCUCAACUGGUGCCAACGCCAGACAGAGGGCUACCGUGCCGUCGCCGUAACUGACCUCACCACCUCCUGGAAGAGUGGCAUGGCCCUCUGCGCUCUCAUCCACCGCUACCGACCAGACCUCAUUGACUUUGACUCUCUGGAUGAGCGGGACGUAGCCAAGAACAACCAGUUGGCGUUCGACGUGGCAGAGCGAGAGUUUGGCAUCUCACCCAUCAUGACGGGGAAGGAGAUGUCCGUGGUGGCCGAGCCCGACAAGCUCUCCAUGGUCAUGUACCUCAGCCAGUUCUACGAGAUGUUCAAAGACACUCUGCCACCUAGUGACAACCAUAGCCCUGAGGAGAGGGCGACUGCCAUCUCCAACACCCAGAAGUCUCACCCCAUCUCCUUCCUCAAGCUCCACCUGGGCUUCAACUCCAGGAAACGCACCCCCAAGGACAAAAAGGAUGAAGACAGUUUGAGCAAGAAGCUAAAGACUGGUCAGUCUGAAGAGGAUGAUCUUCAGCGAGGUUACCAUGAUGACCGUUCGUCCGCCUCCACGGCACCCUCGGAACGGAAGGUGGACGCUGCGUCAGCGGCGGCGAAUUACAACAAAAUCAAGUCCAUCCAGACACAACUGCAGGCCAAGUUUGUGGACACAGCCUCCAAUCCAGCGCCCCCUAGUGGACUCAGGAGACAGCAAAGAGAAGAGGAAGAGUCAAUGGAGCUGGACACUGAGGAGGAACAGUGUUUCCCUCCUCUCUCACUCAGGGAGGCAGAUGAUGCCAUGGAGCUGUAUGACCAGCAGAAGGCGCUCCAUGUCCUCAGCAUCCAGGAGAGGACCGACAUGCUGGCCUCCCACUUCAGCGACGGGCCCCAGCCCCAAAGCCCCCCCAAGCCGAUGAAAAAGCCUUCACGCUUCUUUAUCGAGCAGUGGCUACGGACCCAUGCCUUUGGGGAGGAAGACCCUCCACCCUGCCCCCAAACCCCUCCUCAGGUAUCCCAUCCUUCUCACCUGAGCAAGGAGAGGGAGGUGCUGCGGUCCGACGACCAGCUCCCCCUCCACAUCCCCAGCAUCCAGGAGAGAGCCGAACGAUUGGCCGCUCGGUUCAAAGACACACCCCCCAAGCCAAAGACGAGGAAGGUGUCUCGGUUGUUUACUGAGCAGUGGUACCGGUCACGUGAGCAGAGAACAGACAAGCCUCAUCCUUCACCCUCCUCUCGUAGCCAGCGCUAUGUUAAGAUGUACACAGGGGGGUCGAGCUCUUUGGCUGAGCAGAUAGCCAAUCCAGAUGACCCAGACUUCCUUGUUGAAAGGAGGGAUUUGGGUUCCUUGAGGAAGGAGUUCCCUCAGAACAUCGGCGGCAGUGACGUGUGUUACUUCUGCCAGCGGCGAGUGUAUGUGAUGGAGCGCCUGAGCGCUGAGGGCAAGUUCUUCCACCGUAGCUGCUUCUCCUGUGACUACUGUGGCACCACCCUCCGCCUCUCCUCCUACGCAUUCGAUGUGGAGAAAGGGAAGUUUUACUGCAAACCGCAUUACUGCUACCGCGCGUCCGGCCAAGGCCAGAAGAAGAGACCUGCUCCUGCUUCAGUCUCCACCAAGGAGGCCCAGGCCACGGACCCGGUCACAGUGGAUUCGAGCGGCCGCCCACCAUCUGCGUUGGCCCCCGCGGAGCGGCGUCCCUCAGUGCCGGAGAUGAACGGGGUCGGGGAGCCCAGCAUGGCCAAGCGUCUGAGGGGCACCCCGGAGCGCAUCGAGCUGGAGAACUACCGGCUGUCGCUGCAGCGCGAGGAGGAGCUCGAGGAGGUCCCCGAGGAGACACUGGCCGAGCACAACCUCAGCAGCGUGCUGGACAAGGCCACAGACGUGGAGGAGGGAUCCAGCAGCUCCGAGUCGGACAUGGAGGAUGAAGACGAGGAGGAGGAAGAGCGUCAGCCGGGGCCGUCUGACCUGGGCGGGGUCCCCUGGAAGGAGGCCGUGGAGAUCCAUGCCAAGCUGAAGGGCGACAGCGACGCCGAGGCCGAGGGUACGCGGAACGGCCUGGGGCCCCGAAUCCACGUCCAGGAGGACGGAGAGAUGGAGGACAACAUGGAGGGAGGGGAGGAGGAGGACGAGGAGGAAGAGGAGGAUGACGAAGAUGACGAGUCCAGCGACGAGGGGGAGUAUUGCCCCUGGGAGAGAGAGCUGCAGUCAGGCCUGUGGCUGGAGUCAUUGGCUGAUGAAGAGGAUAUUUGUACCUUCAAAGCCAGGAACCUGCGCCUCCAGCAAGCGCUGCAGCCGGUGGACCCUCUGGCUGUCCCCCAGGAGCUGUGCCGGACGCCCACCCCCUUAGAGGGUGGUCAGGAGGGGCCUUCUACUUCCUCCCUACCUUCCCAGCCCACAGCCCCCUCCCAUACGUCUGCGCGUCAUGAGGCAGUGAGAGCGUGGUUGGACUCUCUGUCAGGAGAGACUUGUGGGGAGGAGGAGGACCCAGAGGCGGAGGCAGGGAGCCUCAACAUUGAGCCAGGGACGGAGCGGGAUUAUGAUGACAUCCCAUCAGACGCAGAGGCCGAGGCUCGUCUGCAUCAGACGCCUGACCAGGAGGAGAUGCCUGAGGAGCCUGGCCGACCAGAGAGCCUAGGAAGAGUCUCCAGCCUAGGUCAAACAUCGGAGAGUCCGAAGCAGCUGGUUGUUGAUGUUGUGCUCUCACCAAUACCAAAAGCCCCUCAGCCGGAGUUAGGGGAGGUACAUGCGCACGGUAAGUCCCCACCGGUGCCGGUGUUUGUGAUGUCGCCUGGCGCGCGCUUCUUCCCAGAGGUCUUUCGUACAGACGCCGCCGAACUGCCCACCCCAUCGCAGUCUCCGCAGCUCCAGCCACAGAGUCCGGUCUUCUCCGCGCUCUUCGCACCGGUCACCUCACCUGCUGCAGUCACCACGCCCGUUGAAGCCUCACCUACAGACUCUGUCUCACCUGUGGUUGCGUAUCUCGCUACCGUCUCGCCUGAAGUUAUCUCGCCUGGUCCAGUCUCACCUGUGGUUGCGUAUCUCGCUACCGUCUCGCCUGAAGUUAUCUCGCCUAGUCCGGUCUCACCUGUGGUCGCCUCGCCUGCGGUAGCUUCACCUGCUGCCAUCUCACCUGCGCCACUUCCCGCCUCGGCCACCUCCCCCACCUCUCCCAUCCGCUCUCAGCCACUCCCUCUCCCCGAAACUCCCUCCCCCAAACCCCCCACCACCCAACCCCAGUCCUGUGCUUGCACUCCAUCAGCCAAUCCCCUGUCUCCCAUCUGCGCCCAGACUCUUCCCUGUCAGGACCCUUCCUCUCCCCUCUCCUCCUCCUCUCCGGUCCGCACCCAGCCCUUCCCCGCAGCCACCUCCACCCCGGCGUCCAAACCCACUCCGCAGGCGGCCUCGACCGCUCCUCUCACGCCCCCUAUAGGCGAGACGGACGACUCCAUGGAGGUCACACCGGCCAAGAAGGACAUCAUUGAGGAGUUCUGGCAGAAGAGCGCAGAGAUCCGAAAGAGCCUGGGCCUGACGCCUCUGAACCGCACUCGCUCUGUGGAGCAGAGGAGCAGCGUGCUGGUCACCAAUGAGACAACGCCGGCCCCCUCACCGGGCCUGGACACUACGUCCUUCUCUUCCUCCUCCGCGGUCUCCCCACCGACCCCCAAGCCUCGGACCCCCGAAGUGCCCCAGGCGCUGGAGGACCUGCGCCCCAGUUUCCCCAACGGCGGCGGUCGCUCGGUGAUCCGGCGGCUCAACAUCACCCUGGAGGGUCAGCUGAUCUCGCCGGCGGAGACCAAGAACAGCCGCUCUCCGUCGGAGCGGCGCGAGCCCAGCAGCAGCUCGGGGCUGGGCCUGAACGGCAGCGGCACGGCCACCAGCGACAGCGCCAGCGUCUCCUGCGCCUCCGACUCCACGCUGCUCACGCCGCCCUCUAGCCCGCCCCCUCCGCCGCCCCCCGACGAGGAGCCCGCCACGCUCAAGCACAAGGUGACGUGGGACGGCCUUCCACUGGGGGAGACGGACGCCACGGGCCUGGAGAAGACCCGCGGUCAGCUGGACGCCAGGACAAGCUCCCCUCCCCCUCCUCCUCCUCCUCCUCCAGUGUCCUGCUCCACCCCCAGGGACCGGUCCAGUUCUGUCCCCACUGCCGCCGCCGCCGCCAACACCACCACGCCCGUUCCGGCCCCCAGGACCGGCCCAGUGGGCUCGUGCGUGGUCAUGCGGCGUGACGUCAAGCCCCGGCGCGAGCAGGCGCGCAAGUCUUUCGCCGAGAGCGUGGAGGAGAUCCCCUUCGCCGACGACGUGGAGGACACGUACGAUGACCGCACGCCCGAGACCAGCGCCAACGAGCGCUUCUUCACGCCACCCACCAGCAAAAAGGACAGCAGCAGCAGCAGGCCGCCCCUCCACCUGGCACUGGCCAUGGAGAACGGCAAGCCCAACAUCCCCAGCAACCUGGCGGGCAGCAGACCGAGCCCGACGGUCAAGACCCCCACCCACAUCUCCCCCGAGGCCAAGGAGAUUGCCGAGGAGCGGAUGAGGGCUCGGGAGAAGUCCGUGAAGAGCCAGGUACUGAAAGAUGCCAUGGCCAAGCAGCUGAGCAAGAUGAAGGAGCCCGAGGCGGUAAAGGACGCCAUGACCAAACAGCUGACCAAGAUGAAGGAGUCGGACACUGUGAAGGGCGCCGUCGCCAAGGUGGCCUGGACCGUGUCAGAGACGACGGGCAAGCACAAGAAAAAGCGCUCCAGCUCGCCCAAGAUGACCGCUGUCGAGUCGCUCGAGUCCAAGAAGCAGGCGGAGACGCUGCACGAGCGUUUCUUCACCACGCCAUCGGCCCGCAGCCAGGAGAGCUCCGUGGCGUCGUCCGAGAGCUCGGCGGGCAGCAAGAGCAAGAAGCGGUCAUCGCUCUUCUCACCCCGCAAGAACAAGAAGGAGAAGAAGUCCAAGGGCGAGGGCAGGGGCUCUGGGUCCGAGGACACGCCGCCCAAACACAAGUCCCUCUGGAAGGCCGUGUUCUCGGGGUACAAGAAGGACAAGAAGAAGAAGGAGGACAAGUCCUGUCCCAGCACGCCAUCGUCCAGCAGCACCACUACUGACUCGGGGAAGAAGAAGGGCCCCGCGCUGGAACGGUCAGCAGCGGACUUGAAGUUGCGGAAGAACUUGAGCUUCUCUGAAGACUCUGAUAUCUCAUGCGAUGAUAUUCUGGAACGUUCGUCCCAGAAGUCCAAAGCAGACUCUGUUUAUGUUCCUCAUGCAUUGGCGUUCAAGAGAUCUUACGCCACCAAGAAGACGUACACAGAAGAGGAGCUGAACGCCAAACUUACGCGGCGUGUCCAGAAGGCCGCCCGGAGGCAGGCCAAACAGGAAGAGCUCAAGAGGCUCCACAGGGCCCAGAUCAUUCAGCGCCAGCUGGAGCAGGUUGAAGAGAAACAGCGACAGCUGGAAGAAAGGGGGGUUGCCGUGGAGAAGGCCUUACGAGGGGAAGCAGGAGUCUAUAAGAGCUCUAAUGUUUAUCCCAAACAGCAUAAGCGAAGAUCAGACUAUUGGGGCGAUUCUAAUUACAGUGAGAUCCUGGACUUGCAUCUGGGCGGAAUGGGCAAAAAGGACGAUCCCAAACUAAUGCAAGAGUGGUUCAAACUGGUGCAGGAGAAGAACGCUCUGGUGCGCUACGAGUCCGAACUCAUGAUCUUCGCUCGAGAGCUGGAGCUCGAGGAUCGCCAAAGUCGCCUGCAGCAGGAGCUCAGGGAGAGAAUGGCAGUGGAUGACCACAUGAAGGCGGAGGAGGAGCUGGCGGAGGAGAAGCGCAUCCUGAACGAGAUGCUGGAGGUGGUGGAGCAGCGGGACUCCCUGGUGGCCCUCCUGGAGGAGCAGAGGCUGCAGGAGAAAGAGGAGGACAAGGACCUGGAGUCAGUCAUGCUGUCCAAGGGCUUCAACCUCAACUGGGCCUGAGUGAUGGCAACCUGCUUAUCUCUCACUUAGUUUUAUCUCUCUCUCUCGCUCUUUCUCUCUCUCACACACACACACUAUGUGGCAGCCACAUGACAGCGAAGGCCUGACUGCCAAAAAAAAAAAAAACUUUCUAUGAGGACCAGGCCUUGGGUCCCCGGGUGUAUCAGAAAAUGAGUGUAGAGUGUGUCUCUGCAGGAGGCUUGCUCUUUCUCGCUCCGGGGCUGCUUUGGGAGUGGAGAGUUGACAAUGUUUACAAAGCCCUGGCUCCCUGGCCUGUGCUAAGCUGAGCUGAGCUGAGCAGGCCUGGACCCGAGCCUCCCCCAUCUGGCACUCUCCCUCGCUCAUGGGAACAGCUACCGGGAGCCCUGCCACUCCGAAAAACUCUACACAGACAGAGGACAUUUGAAGUUUUGCCUCUGCUGUUUUUGAUCCCUUUUAACUGUUUUAUUUCUUUUUCUUUUUUUAUUAUUUGUGAGACAAGGAAAGGGAAACAUGAGUCCUGCUGAAGGCCAUGGAAUGAUAUGUUUUGUGUGUGAAUGUGUGUGUGUGUGUGUGUGUGUGUCUGUGUGUGCGUGUAAACAAAACACUGAACCAGAUUGCAUUUUAGAAUGUCCUGUUACAGAUCUAUUCAGAAUCAUCACCUCUGGAAUCGCCUGGUAGUGGAUUCUCUGUUGCUAUGGUUACUGACUGACAACAGUGGCCGCCUCUUGACUGGCACAACUUCCCUUCUCUGGUUAAGCCCAUUAUCACUGACGUCUUUCAGGGGUCCAGGAGAGUUCCUCAGGACACAGCACUACAGACUGCUCAAACUCACCAAUAUGUCUUCUGCCACCUGUAUUUAUCAGCCGUGCGUUCAAAAGGACUUAUGAAUGGACCCAAGACUCUUGCCUUUCUGUGCUGACAUUUUCUCUGUAGCAUCGGUAAAUCAAAUGGUGCUCGGAAAACCAUCUGUAAGCCAUCUUGUAUCAGAAUAACGGAGGCUUAAAGCCUGUGUGUGUGUGUGUGUGUGUGUGUGGGCACUCACUUAGUCUCUCAGUCUUUGUGGCUUCUCACAGAUAGGAUCGCAUAAACUCAACAUUGAAAAAGUGUCAGGCUUCAGGUUGCCUGUCUACUGGCUUUUAUUGAGUAGUGAAAAUAGGGUUUUAAGGAAUACUGUCAAUACUGCUCUUAGCUUACUUUUAUCAUGUUUUUACCUUCUCUCGUGUGUUUACAAUCAGUCAAGACAUUUCAUCAAAACAAACAUACCCAAAAUCGUUUGAGUAUCAUGUAACCAUAAGCAUUGUGCUUUCUGGAUGCUGGGGAUAUAGAAAGGACAUGCAAUCAUUGGCAAAGCUGUUGAUGAAACACUUUCAACAAAAUCACUUUGAUGUAAGGGAGCUGAAUCCUCAAAAGCUUGUGGUUUUUGCAUCCUCCAGAAAACUAUGUCUUUCUCUAGACAGUAGUUUUCAUUGUCAGUAGAAUGUACCCCUUACGGAUCACUGAACAGGGUAGACAGCAGCUGACAUCAUGAAAGACCUGAUCCUGGUCACUAGCAGAUGUAUCUCUCUAGCAUUUCCAGAAAUGACCAUUGUAACAGAGAAUGAGGGAGCGAGCGAGAGAGAGAGAGAGAGAGAACAUUCAAUAUUAUCAUGCCUGCCUGGGUCAUUUAUCCGUGGUGGUUGCACAGUUGGCGCUUUUCUGGGAACGCAUCCGAGCAAGGCAGGUUCUUAUCUGGAGUCAGCUGCCAGAGCGGCUCCCUCUAGGGGUUGCAGAGGGGUCUGUAUGAGCCGCUGGGAGAUUUGCUUACUGUCUUCUCAGCUUUGGGAGAGUCCAAUGCCUUUUAAUUAACACUUCUGAAAGUUCUUGCUUCACAUCUUUAUUCUUCCUAGUGUUUACCACUUUCAUUUGUGAUUUUUUUUUUUUUGUUUGAUUUCGAAGAAAAAAUAACAAUUAUUUAUAUUUUUUUCCCUUUCUUUUAUUUUACAACACAUAUUCACAUGCCACUAAUUGGGAGCAAAUUGAAUGCUCUCUCAGCACUACUUAAAAGUAGUUACAUCAUCACAUAGAUUUUUACUGAGCUUACGAACAGCCUUUUCAUUUUUAUGUUUUUGCCAAACUGUAAAUGUCAGCUUGGUCACCAUUUUGCUGUAUAGAUGGGCACCCAGAGGUUUUUCUGUAAGUAAAUGAAAGAAUAAAUAAAAACAGAUAACUGUGUACUUCACUUAACAGUGAAUGAAAGAGAUCGUUACACAAGUUCAUGGUUAGUUUUUAGAUGGUGUGUGAAAUGUUUGACAGAUUUUAUUGAUAUUUAUUAACAUGUGUGCAAAAAAUGUAUCAUAUGUAAAGAAAAUGAAUCCUAAUUUUUGAAAAGCUCAUUUGUGGUUUCCUCUUAUGGAUAUGUAAAUGCUUCCUGUAGCUGAUUUGCAUAUAAGAUGUUGGAUGUAUGUAAAGGCAAUAAAAUGCAGUUGUUAUUCAAAA